GAUCUAGUUGCACCAGACACGCACCAACUCACGGCUUCAGCUUUCUUGUUUUUCUCGCCUCACUUUCAUAUGGCGUCACUUCUUCGGCGGUUGGCUUGGCCUGGCCGGGUAUGGAAGCCUCUUAUCUUCUCCAACCCUAAUUUCACGCGAAUUGCCUUGGGUGAGAAGAUAGAGGAGGAGCAGUUCCCCGACUACGUCGUAUCGCGUUACUACCCGGUCUGCAUUGGCGAAGUCCUCAGGGAUCGUUACCAGAUUGUCGGCAAGCUGGGCUUUGGAUCUAGCUCGACAGUUUGGUUGGCGCGCGACCUAGAGGGUCGUCGGCAUGUGGCAGUGAAGCUUUUCGUGCACUCGAAGUCUAUGGGCGAGCAGCUGGAUCGCGAACUCACAAUGUACAAGCGGAUUUCCGCAUUUUCGGCAAAGCAUCCCGGUCGCGGUGCCGUCAGGGAACUCCUGGACUCUUUCGAUGUUACCGGACCAGACGGAUCCCACCGGUGCCUAGUGCACCCUCCACUGUGGGAGAGCGUCCUAACUUUUCUUCACCGUAACCCAGUGAGGAGACUACCCGUGCCAGUCCUCGCCUUCACCCUCCGCCGUCUCUUCCUUGCUUUGGAUUUUCUGCAUACAGAAUGCCAGAUCAUCCACACAGAUAUUAAAGCCGAUAAUAUCAUGUUUGGCAUCGAGGACGAUUCGGUUUUCAGCGCAUUCGAGGAGCAAGAGCUGCGCGACCCGUCCCCGCGAAAGUCGGUGGAUGGAAGAGUCAUUUAUGUGUCGCGCGAGCUCCAAAUGCCAAAGCAUUGGGGCGCACCGGUCCUCUGUGAUUUCGGCUCUGCCGUUUCUGGGGACACGGAGCAUCUGGAGGAUAUACAGCCCGAUAUAUACAGAGCACCUGAGGUCAUCCUAGAAGCACCGUGGUCGUAUCAGGUUGAUAUAUGGAACACGGGCUGCAUGAUCUGGGACCUCUUUGAGGGCGGUCACCUGUUUACGGGAUACGACCCGGAGUCUCAGACGUACCGCAGCCGGGCGCACCUUGCCGAGAUAGUUGCAUUGCUUGGACAACCUCCGCAGGCGCUCCUCCAUUCCGGCAAGUCGAGCCAUAAAUUCUUCACCGAUACAGGGGACUUCCGUAAAGAUAUUGCGCUCCCGGAAAGCACAUCGCUCGAGGAGAAAGAGACCAACCUGGAGGGGGAGAGUCGAGAGAGGUUCCUUGCUAUGAUGCGGAAGAUGCUCCAUUGGGACCCUUCCAAGCGUGCCUCGGCGAAGGCACUGGCCGACGAUGAAUGGAUCCUGGAGAAUAUAUAAAAAGGUGCGUGCGGACCACGAGGAUGGCCGCGGGGCCUGCUCAGCGUGUCCAUCGGUUCCUGUCGUAUAAUGACCGUCUCAAUGAAGCCCACUCUGAUAGCCGGAGCCUCAUGAAGCACAUUUUGUAGUUAGAUCUCCUAUGGGAAACUAAUAAAGAAAGCUCCUGAACUGGGCAGCACAACAUCGGGCUUCAGAUAUGGCUUUAAGCCUUAGAUAUCGCUCUCAAAUAGGGGUGUGGUCGAACGUGGAGAGGGUAAUAAAAGACCCCUAUGUCUGUUUGCGUGUUGAUGACGUUUUAAUUGAAUACUCUCACAACUCUCUACACGGAUGGACACUUCCGAUUAGGCAGAUAAAUCUCACGCUGCUUUCUCCAUAAACAAAUACAUCGCCGCCUCGCCGUGCGAGGCUCGCUUGGAAAAGUCGGCCGCAUGUCGCCCGGUCGCCGGGGGCUGGAUGCCCGACUAUAUACUAGGUCGCUGGAGCGCCCCCUUUCUUGGUCGAUCUCGC
Molecule: messenger RNA, 1806 nt
Organism: Durotheca rogersii
Lineage: Eukaryota; Fungi; Ascomycota; Sordariomycetes; Xylariales; Xylariaceae
Product: serine threonine protein kinase, CMGC group
Exons: 5
Coding region: 70-1299 (409 amino acids)
Biological process (GO): regulation of mRNA processing; spliceosomal complex assembly; protein phosphorylation
Molecular function (GO): protein kinase activity; ATP binding
Source: RefSeq, a predicted model, not a curated record